GUGAGAAUAGAAAAUUAAAUAAAUAAAAGCGAAAAUUUUUAAUGAAUAAUCGCUAUAAUUAAAAAGUGAAAGUGAUAAAAAGUGAUUUUUGUUCAAAUUUACAAACGGAUAAUUAAACAAUAAUUCAACAUGUUUUUAAAUGAUACUUUGUUGAUGUUAAUGUACACCGCGAAUAUUAUGUCUACAAUUCCCAAUGAAACAAAAUCCGAUAAUCAUCAAAUUGAAGAUCAUGUGGAUCGAAUUAAUUCAACGACUACGACUCUUUCGCCCGAAGAGCAGGAAAAUAAAUUCGAUUUCGAAGACGAAUGGUACAUGUGGAGAUGCUAUCAACCAUACGGAUGCUUCUACAUCGGAGCUCCAUGGUCUGGAGAUAAUCGUCCAGUCUCAACAUUUCCAAUGAGACCCGACAAUAUCAAUCCACGAUUUAUACUUUACAAUCGAGAGCAACCCGAUAAACCACAUUCUUUAAUUAUUGAUAAAAAGGAAACUAUACAAAAUUCGCCUCUGAAGAAAGACUCGACGAUUUUUUUUAUAAUUCACGGUUAUCUCGAUAACGGAGAUAAAACAUGGGUCAUGAGAAUGACAAGAGAAUUGUUAACCAGAGAAGAUUGUAAUGUCGUGGUUGUAAAUUGGUUGGGAGGUGCUGGACCACCAUACACACAAGCUGUGGCAAAUACAAGAUUAGUUGGCGCAAUGACUGCACGAUUAGCUUCACAAUUAAUUGAAGUAGCGAAAGUGAAACCCGCCAAACUUCACAUCAUUGGACACAGUUUGGGUGCCCAUACGGCUGGAUAUGUUGGAUAUCAUCUUCGGAUUCAAUACGGUUACAGAUUAGGAAGAAUAACAGGUUUAGAUCCAGCGGAACCACAUUUCAGUAAUACCUCACCAAUGGUGAGACUUGAUCCAACAGAUGCUGAUUUUGUCACAGCCCUACAUACCGAUUGUAAUCCUUUUAUUAGCGGAGGUCUUGGAAUCACUCAACCUGUUGGUCACAUUGACUUUUAUCCAAAUGGAGGUCGUAAUCAACCGGGUUGCGAUGAAGGUGUGCUAAAUUCUAUUUCCCUCGAGCGAGGAAGCUUCUUCAGAGGAAUCAGAAGGUUUCUCGGUUGUAAUCACAUAAGAAGUUACGAAUACUUCAUGGAGAGUAUAAACACCGCCUGUCCCUACAUAGCAGUGCCUUGCGAAUCCUGGGAUAAAUUUUUAGAAGGAAGUUGCUUCGACUGUGUGAAUCAAUAUUGCCCCAGGUUUGGCUUUGAUGCACAACCAGGAAACUAUCACGCAUCAGUUUAUCUCAUGACUGGUCGAGAGAAGCCUUUCUGCCGCGGUCACUAUCGAGUGAAGAUAAAUAUUUCAAAAACAGUGGAGAGCGUGGAUCAUGGUGGCGAAGUGGGAAAAUUUGUCAUGAAGGUAAUUGGAGCAAAUGGAAAAAAAACCGAGAAAUUACAAAUCAGCGAAACUUCCGAGUACUAUGAGCCCGGAAGUAGUCACACGGUAGUUUUAUCCGGCGAUGUUGUAGGUAAACCGGAAGCUAUCGAAUUGACCUGGGAAUAUCAAACUUCCGUUUUUAAUCCACUUACAUGGAGAAUAUUGCACAAACCAAAAGCUUACAUCGAUUUUUUAACUGUUGACAGUUUGGAAUUCAGUACUGGAAUAACAGUAUGUCCGGAUGAGACAAAAACACUAAUCGCCAACGAGCCAAAAAUUUUAACAGUGGAAAAUUGCCGAAACACCGACCUUAAUAUAGUUUCAACGUGAACGAAAUAAGGAAUAAUUAUUAUGAAAUGAAAUUUAUCAUAAAUGUCAUCAAUAUUGCAUUUCAAAUUUGAGCCUUGAACAUAAAGUUUAAAAAUCGAUUCAUUUUUCUUCCAUUUCUCAUUAUCAUUUUCAAAAGAGAAAGAGAGAGAGUGAGAGAGAGAAUGUUUGUCAAAAGGGCAAGAAAAUAUCAUUUUUCAAAUUUUAAACCUUAACGCAAUGUUUACAUUCAUUCAGUUCUUCAAUUUUUAUAUCUCAUUGAUUCAAGGACUUCAUUGCAAGACUAUUAUUGAAAUCUACGUCAUUAUUAUCAAAUUUAAUUUACCUUUAACAUUAAA
Molecule: messenger RNA, 2090 nt
Organism: Leptopilina heterotoma
Lineage: Eukaryota; Metazoa; Arthropoda; Insecta; Hymenoptera; Figitidae
Product: pancreatic triacylglycerol lipase-like
Exons: 7
Coding region: 130-1755 (541 amino acids)
Biological process (GO): lipid metabolic process
Molecular function (GO): triacylglycerol lipase activity
Source: RefSeq, a predicted model, not a curated record